CGACUCGGCUGCAGACGCCAUGGCGCACGUGAUCAAGCUAGCGACGGAGGCGCCCGACCUGAGCGACUCGGAGGUCAGCUCGCUCUGCGGCAGCGAGCUGGAGCUGGAGAUGGCGUGGGGCGAGGGCCCCAUCGCGCCGCUGCGCACCGAGACGGCCGCGGACGACGGCGCCGCCAAGAAGAGCACGAUCGCGGCCGUGCAGCGCUCCAGCAGCAACGGCAACGGCUCCAGCCGCGCGCGUACGCCGCAGAAGCGUGGCAGCGAGUCGCCGCUCGCGCGCAGCAAGCGCCUGAUCAACAUCCACCCGAUCCGCUCGGCCGGGUACCUGUCCAAGCCCAACGAGCUGCCCGUGGGCGUGCGCAAGCAGCAGCGAUGGUUCAACGACCACCACUUUGGCAACCGCGCGGCCUCCACGCGGCUGGAAGACUUGAUGGAGCACAUGGACAUCAACGUCGAGUGGAGAUCAAACUUCCAGAAGCUGGCAGAGCCGCAGAACGAAGACUUGCAGACGGAGUUCCGCAAGGGAGGAGGCGCACAGGAGAACAACCGACCCCAUGCCCCACGCAAUCGACGCAAGGAUGAAUGGAACGAGGCCGAGCAAAUGUUUACCCGAGUCGACCGCCGCGCACGGACACUGAUGUUGCGGUCGUUCAACUCGUUUGCGCCAUUUAUUGAAGCAGUGGAAUACGUGGUCUUGCACUUCAUUCAGUGGAGAGAAGUUCCAUCCGAGCUGGAGGUUGCAACUCCGCUGUUCCGCAUGCUGAAGCACCCGAUUGAGCUGAUGCGCGCAAGCGAGAAGGACGUGCGGUUGAUCCUGCCACUUCUGGACUCGGCUUUCCACCGACUGAUCGUUCACAGCGUCUGCCAGUUCUACGGCGUGCGAUCACGAACCGAAGCCAACCGCCGCCUGAACACGAAGAUCAUGGUGCUGAAGAGCCCGAAGAAGAAGCUCUCGCCCGACGACCUCGCGCAGAUCUCGCUGUGCGAGUUCAUCCGCGAGACGCGCAUGGCCAGACGCCACGUCGUCGCGGCUUCGCCCGAGAAGAUCGUCGACGGCAGCCGCGCGCUGGAGCUGCAGUCCAAGAGCAGCGAGUGCAGCGACGGCUUCUGCUUGGUCGAGGCCCCGCAGGUCUAAGCUCGCGAGCCUCUAGGACCCACUCUAUGGUAUGGUCGAGCGUUCUGGUGGAGCGACGGGAGGAAAAUGAAGGCUGCGUGCGGCUAGCGUAGCUCUUGUGAGUUGAACUCGCCGCUCAACACGUAAUCAGGAAUCCAUCUGGCUUCA
Phytophthora sojae is the source of this 1282-nucleotide messenger RNA. RefSeq lists its product as hypothetical. Gene Ontology annotation, molecular function: nucleic acid binding. The record is from RefSeq and is a predicted model, not a curated record. Lineage: Eukaryota; Oomycota; Peronosporomycetes; Peronosporales; Peronosporaceae. The transcript is spliced from 6 exons. The coding region runs from base 20 to 1135 and encodes 371 amino acids.